Messenger RNA from Mus caroli (Ryukyu mouse), 1751 nucleotides. RefSeq names its product B-box and SPRY domain containing (gene Bspry). Lineage: Eukaryota; Metazoa; Chordata; Mammalia; Rodentia; Muridae. Gene Ontology annotation, molecular function: protein binding. The record is from RefSeq and is a predicted model, not a curated record.
GCGACAGGUGGAGCGCGCGGCCUCCGGCGCUCGGCCAUGUCCGCGGAUGUCUCCGGGACGGAGUCCGGGUCGGAGUCCGGGACCGAGUCCGGGCCGGAGCCCGGACCGGAGCCCGGACCGGAGUCCCGGCCGAAGCCGGGGCCGGGACCGGAGCCCGGACCGGAGUCCGGGCCGGAGCCGGGGCCGCGAUCCGGACUGAGAAGGGGACCGAGGCAGGGGUCCGAGCGGAGCCAGUUGUGCCCGGAGCACUUCGAGCCUCUGUGCUGGUUCUGCCUCUCGGAGCGACGGCCGGUAUGCGCCACCUGCGCCGGGUUUGGCGGCCGCUGUCACCGGCACCGCAUCCGCCGAGCGGAGGAACACGCGGAGGAGCUGAGAAACAAGAUUGUGGACCAGUGUGAGAGGCUGCAGUUACAGAGUGCUGGCAUCUCCAAGUAUAUGGCCGAGGUCCUGCAGGGGAAGAACCAGAAAGCAGUGGUCAUGGCUAGUGCAGCGAGGGACCUGAUCAUCCAGAGGCUGAGUCUGGUGCGGAGCCUGUGUGAGAGUGAGGAACAGCGGUUACUGGAGCAGGUGCACGGCGAAGAGGAGCGGGCCCACCAGAGUAUCCUGACCCAGCGGGCACACUGGGUGGACGCAGUCCAGAAACUGGACACCCUCCGCACCAACAUGGUGGACAUGAUCACCCACCUGGAUGACCUCCAGCUGAUUCAGAGGGAACAGGAGAUUUUUGAGAGGGCCGAGGAAGCAGAGGGCAUUUUGGAUCCCCAGGAUUCGGAGAAAUUAAGCUUUAAUGAGAAGUGUGCUUGGAGCCCACUACUGACACAACUGUGGGCAGCAUCGGUUCUCGGGUCUCUCUCAGGCGUGGAGGAGGUGCUGAUUGAUGAAAGGACUGUCAGCCCCUUAUUGCAUCUGUCUGAAGAUCGAAGAACCCUGACCUUCAUUGCCAAGAAGUCUAAGGUCUGCUCAGAUGAACCAGAGCGCUUUGACCACUGGCCCAAUGCCCUGGCUGCCACUGCCUUCCAGACUGGGCUCCAUGCCUGGAUAGUGAACGUUAAACACAGUUGUGCUUAUAAAGUGGGUGUGGCCUCAGAUCAGCUGCCCCGAAAGGGCUCUGGCAAUGACUGCCGCCUGGGCCACAAUGCCUUCUCCUGGGUCUUCUCCCGCUAUGAUCAAGAGUUCUGUUUCUCACACAAUGGGUAUCAUGAGCCUCUGCCACUACUUCGGUGCCCAGCACAGCUGGGCAUGCUGCUGGACCUGCAGGCAGGAGAGCUGGUCUUCUACGAGCCUGCCUCAGGGACGGUGCUUCAUAUCCACCGUGCAUCCUUCCCUCAGGUGCUCUUCCCAGUCUUUGCUGUGGCUGACCAGCUCAUCUCCAUCGUUCGCGGACCUCUGGCCACAGUGAGACUAGAUUCACCUCCCCAUCACCCUUGCAGCAUACGAAGGACAACCUGCCAGGCUACUGUUGGCCAGAACACCGUCGUGGGAGUGUGGUAGCCUCCUCCUGCAUUCUGUCUCCAGGAAACCUGCUUGCAGCACACUUGUUGGCAUCUGUCCCAGGCCCUGAGGCUGAGCUCUAGCAUGGACCUACGUGUGAGAAGCGUGACAAACAUUCCCCCUCACUGUGCUGCUGAACACCCCAUUUCAUGACUCUUAGGGUAGAGAGCAGCAAGCAAGAAAAGCUGAGGGCAAAGGAGAGCUAGCCUUAAUAAAUGAAUGUGCGCAUUAUUAAAGGUUUCUAAAGACUUGGUAAUGUC